CGAUGAGCGGUGCAAGCGAACCAACGCCGAGCGGCGCUAGCGGCCAACCAACGUAGCCGUGAGGCGUGACGUUAAAACAGCUCGCCUGCCGGCACGCUGUGUGACAAAGAGGCGCUUUGUGCGCAUAACACCAAUCGUGUAUUUUAUUUCGACGUCGCUGCUGUUUGUCGUCGAACCUUCAAAGAAACCGACUGCUAAUUGCGCGCACGAAAGGGCUUUUGAUUGACACACGUCAGGUGAUUUACGAUUGGUUCAAACCGAUCAUACGCUUUCAAGCCCCGCCCUCCUCCGGCUCCUCGGCCAAUGGACUCGCCGGAAACGGGCACACGGGCGGGGUUUGGCUUCCCACGCUGCAAGCCGCCGGCUGUGCGCUAUAAAAACGGGAUUCGGCCGUUCGUCGGACGAGGAAAUUUGUGCUUUUCCUUCACGGCGGGUGCUUCUCGGAGCAGCCAGCCACCACCCACCCACCCAAAAACAACAACAACAACAACAACAACAACAACAACAGCAGCAACACUUGGAUAUUUGACGAGCAGCGGCCCACAGCAAGCAUUUCCUCGAGUCACCACCUAAUUGAGCUUCGAGCCUCGACUGCUGCGCCCGAGGAGCCACGAUGCAGAUGAGCGGCGAGCGCGCCAGCAACAAGCACUCCCUCAUCAACGUCAUGCACCGCUUCAUCGCGGCGGCCAACAACAUGGACGAGACCAUCAUGGUGCCGAGCCUGCUGCGGGACGUGCCGCUGGAGGAGGAGCGGGCGGCCGGCCGGACGGAAGCCAACAACAACAACAACAACAACGACGACGACGACGACCGGCGCGCCAGCGAGCAGCAGCGGGACAUGUACGAGCACUACCUGCUCCUCAAGUCCAUGAAGAACGACAUGGAGUGGGGUCUCCUCAAGCGGGAGAUGAGCACCGGCGGCUUCCUGGAGAUGGCCGUCAAGCAGGAGGAGCCCAAGGCCGUCAGCGACAGCGCCGACCUGGAGCGACAGUUUCACUUCCACCUGCGCGGACUCUUUGGGGUUCUGUCCAAGCUCACCUUGCAGGCGGACCACGUCACCAACAGAUACAAGCGAGAGAUCGGAGGCGGAAACUUCAUCAGAUAGAACGGCUUUCGUCGUCGUCGUCAUCCUCCUCCUCCUUCGUCUUUGCGCUUUUCGCCUCCUCGAGACUGCUUGACGUGAUGGGCUGUGUCACCGAAAUUGUCUCUGCGUCCCCGCCCCCCCCCCCCCCCCCCCAAAAAAUCAAACCGGCGACGACCGCUGCACUUCGUUUUGUGUGCGUGGUGGCGGUCGAAGUGUCCCGACGAAGCACAGCAACUCUUGCUUUGUGUCCACAGCGUGAAUCAAAGAUUUGACAGUAUAGGAGUCAUUGAAUGCUGGUUAUUCUGUCCCUCCUCUUCCCCCCCCCCCCCCCCCUUUUUAGUUUUUAUUGUUUUAUUUUUUUUUAUUGAAAUGCUUGAAGGGCUCUCUUGUGUAACGGGGCGUGCCUUGAUGUGGCCCUGUUCGUUCACAUCCUGUUUGCUAACGGCUCAUCUCAUUUGUCCUCCCCCUUUUGUUUUACAUUGUGCAAAUAAAUAAUUGGAAC
Messenger RNA from Phycodurus eques (leafy seadragon), 1586 nucleotides. RefSeq names its product MID1 interacting protein 1, like (gene mid1ip1l). The transcript has 2 exons. Bases 614 to 1105 code for a protein of 163 amino acids. NCBI's taxonomy places the organism in Eukaryota, Metazoa, Chordata, Actinopteri, Syngnathiformes, Syngnathidae. The record is from RefSeq and is a predicted model, not a curated record. Gene Ontology annotation, biological process: regulation of lipid biosynthetic process. Gene Ontology annotation, cellular component: cytosol.